AUGUACCAGAUACAGCCCAACACUAGCGUUAUUCAUACGCGCAAGAAGCUCGAUGAAGGCGCGCAAUUUGCUAGAUCGUUGUCAUCCUGGUUCUCGUGGCGUGUGCUCCGAACACGCAACUUGCUCUGCCUCGAUGUUCUCCGGAUCCCUCAGGCUGCUCGUGGCACCGAUGUUCUCCAGCAUCACAACCACCCUCUGAAGAUGACGCCACCUUCAUCGCCAUCAGCAGCUCACGCUCCCGGUCGAAGGUCUUCAAGCCUCGAUGCUAGGACGCGAAGCGCAUCCCUUCCUCGUCAGACCGCGCACACCACGACGCUCCCCGUCCGCCGCCCGAUGGGCACAAACGUCUCCCCUGUUCUCAAGACGCGCUCAACGGCCUCUGUGCUUGUUCUACCCAGGCCAGCGAACAGAGCAUGCGUCGUGCAUCCUCACACAAAACCGACGGCAUUGCGCACGGCGAACGUCUGUCAACAGUACUCAACGUGGUGGUUGAAACCCGUUUUCUUCUACAUCUUCCCUCCGUUCUGUAUUCCCGAGCGGUCGGAAACCCAUAGUGCGUACAUUCCUCAAUCUCCUCCGACUCUCAGGCUUGCGAAGACAGUGCCCAAGGUGAUCGGCGACGGGGGCGGCAGGUGA
Messenger RNA from Postia placenta MAD-698-R-SB12, 636 nucleotides. RefSeq lists its product as hypothetical. The coding region runs from base 1 to 636 and encodes 211 amino acids. The transcript has 3 exons. NCBI's taxonomy places the organism in Eukaryota, Fungi, Basidiomycota, Agaricomycetes, Polyporales, Adustoporiaceae. The record is from RefSeq and is a predicted model, not a curated record.